Messenger RNA from Serinus canaria (Common canary), 2285 nucleotides. RefSeq names its product mas-related G-protein coupled receptor member D-like. NCBI's taxonomy places the organism in Eukaryota, Metazoa, Chordata, Aves, Passeriformes, Fringillidae. Gene Ontology annotation, biological process: G protein-coupled receptor signaling pathway. Gene Ontology annotation, molecular function: G protein-coupled receptor activity. The transcript has 2 exons. Gene Ontology annotation, cellular component: membrane. The record is from RefSeq and is a predicted model, not a curated record. The coding region runs from base 259 to 1239 and encodes 326 amino acids.
CUCCUGGUGAUCUGGGCACUUUCUCCUUCAUGUCACUGACCUGCCAGGAGCCGCUUUAGGACAUGGAUCCCAAAGGAGCAAGAGGUACCAGGGAGCACCACUGAUCUGCACAGACCCCUUUGCCUGCUGCUGCCCCACAGGGAACAGGGAGCUGCUGAGGAGCUGCAUGGUCCAUCCCUGGAUUCUCCAAGCACUGACUCUCCAUCCACUCUGACCACAGCCAGGGGCCACAUCCCACUGCCUGCCCAGCAUCCAUCCAUGGAGGUGAGCACCGUGACCCCUCUUUUCACCUCACCAGCUGACGGACCUAGUCAGUGUGAGAUCACUGUCUCCAGCGUGGCCAUGCACUUUGUGACCCUGCUCAUUGGUCUCUGUGGGCUGGCUGGGAACGGGGCUUUCCUCUGGCUCCUCCAAAUUAAUGCCAUCACUGACUUUGUGGCAUUCAACCAGGCCACCAUUGACUUCCUCUUCCUCAUCUUCAUGGUUCCCUCCACACUGCUCUUCCUUGUGGAGGAGGUUUCCUGCUCUGCUAUAAUGCCCCCAAUGUAUUUGAGCCUGCUCUCCCAGCUGUCACUGUUCACCUACACCAUGGGGCUGUUCCAGCUGAUGUUCAUCAGCAUCGAGAGGUGCAGGUCCAUCCUCUGCCUCUUUUUCUGCGUUGGACAACUUUCCGAGCACUUGUUGUGGGUGGUGAUGAGUUCCCUUUUCUGGGCCUUGUUCUUUGUGGUCACCGCUGUCAAUCCCACGGUGACUUCCGUGUGCCAGUCAUAUGAGCAGGAGCAAUGCCAGGUGGCUCUCACCUCCAUGUACGCCCUCAACCUCUUCCUCUUUGCUGCACCCAUGGUCAUUUCCAGCACAAUCCUCUUCAUUCAUCUCAAGCCUGGCUCCCAGCAGCAGCCACCCAAGGGAAUUGACAUCGUUAUCUUCCUCGUUGCACUCUUCAGUCUGCCCUUCAGCCUCUGGUCUCUCCUGCAGCAGCUCGGUUACACGGCUGUGCCCUCCCAGGUGGUUUUCCUGCUCACCUGCAUCACCAGCAGCAUCAAACCCUUCAUCUACUUCUUGGUGGGGAGCUGGAAGAGAGCCUGCUCCAUGGGGAGCUGCUGGAGACAGUGCUCCAUGGAGAGCUGCAGGAAGCACUCCUCCAUGCAGUCCCUAAGGAAGGCGAUCCACAGGGUGUUUGAGGAGCCAGAAGAGAACAUUGCCCACAGAAAUGUUCCCUCUGUGGACACAGUGCUCUGAGCCUGCUGAUCCCUUCCACUGCACUGCUGAGAGACCCUGGGACAGUGGCUGAGAGAUUCCUUGAGUCUCCUGAUCAAUAAAUCCCCACAGGGUCACCCUCCCUGUGCUGGUGCAUCCCCAGCCCCUUUCCAGCCCGCUCUGGGCUCUGAUCCGUGCUUGGGAGGCCUCAGCCUUGAGGAGCAGCCCCUGGGCUCAGCUCCUGUGGCGCUGAUCAGAAACACCCUCUGCUCCCAGGAGCUGCUGCUGUCCAACCACCUCCUGGGGUUUUAUCCACAGCCUUGGAAAUGACUGUGCUCCCCUGAGUGCCACAGCAUCCCUGCUCUCCCACUGUCACAGGAGCUGCCGGCCCCAAGUGUGGCCAGGGUGAAACAUGGCUGAGAGUGACGCCCAUCCCUUGGGGCCCUGGGAGCAGCGGCCCAAAAGGAGACCCUUGGAGCUCUCCUGGCCCAGCAGCUCUGAGCAGAAGCUCCCUGGCCCUGGGGCCUCUCCGGGCUGGGAUCUCUCCCGUCUGCUGCCCUCGGCUGAUCCCCGAACGCCGACGGCUCCUGGGCCCAUCCCCCCAGGGCUCGAGGCCCAGCCCUUGGCACAGGGAGGAGAUGCCAAGGGAUCCGCAGGGAGCAUUUCACUGCCUGCCAGGGGAAUCUCUCACAGGCACCUUGCACUGACCCUGUCUGUCUGUCUGUCUGUCUGUGUGCACACACGUCUGCAUCUGCCAUGGCAAAUGUGGCAGCGAUGCUGCUCUCUCAGGUGUGGCAGUGCCUGAGACAUCUGAGCGGGUCAGGCCUGGACGGAACUAUCCGGCAUAAAUAAGGUUAAAUGCUGCUAAGUGAUAUUCCUCUGUUGAAUGGCUAAGCCUAAUCUAUAACUGAAGUACUGUUAAGUCUGAGUGCUGCUAAUCUGUUAGGCCCUUUUCUUUUUUGUCCUUACCCUCCAUUUUAUCCUUACCUUGUGUCAUUUUGUCACAUGCCCUUGCACUCACUCACAAACACACACUCAGGGAUAGCACUUUGGUGUGCUGGUGCUUAUUAUUAAACCUUUUGACUGAU